Polychytrium aggregatum is the source of this 1897-nucleotide messenger RNA. RefSeq lists its product as uncharacterized. The transcript has 2 exons. Lineage: Eukaryota; Fungi; Chytridiomycota; Chytridiomycetes; Polychytriales. The record is from RefSeq and is a predicted model, not a curated record. The coding region runs from base 442 to 1881 and encodes 479 amino acids.
UUGUGUCAGCAUGUGCGGGGCGGGAUAGGAGGUUGCUCUCGCCCUGUGGGCUUCGUCGCUGCGACGCUAUUGGUAUUCGAUCCUCCUGGGGAGAGUGAUGUGUGCUCUGUCGGUGGCCGUUUGUGCACCCAGGCCGCCCACAUCCGGCUUCUCCCCCUUCUUCUGCUUGCAUCUGCCCUCGGAUUCCUCGUCCGCAUCUGCCCUCGGAUUCCUCGCCUGCUCGCUCGGAUCCUUCGCCCCGUUCCUAUCCCUUGGGCCGCUGUCGUCGUUGCCCCAUUUUCAUCACGCAUCACUGCGGCUGCUGCAGAUAGAUCCCUCGCAGACUUUUCCUGACACAUCUACAUCCCGUCUGUAUCCCGUCUGUAUCCUCCUCGAUUACCACUCCCCUUUCGGCCUGUCGUUUUCCUACCCCCCCCCUUUAGCACCCUCUCCAUCCCCUCCAUGUCUGCCCUCCCGAUCCGCCCACUGCUGAUGCAGGCGCUGCAAAAGGCCAGUGAUGCCGUGGCCCUCGACACCGAGCUGCAAUUCACCGAGGCACUGCUGGCCUAUCGCGAAACAAUCCUGUACAUCGAAACCAUCAUCUCCAAGGACGAUACCGCCAUGGCCGAGUACGGCAAUGACGAAGACGACCCGGCCCAGCAGAGCAACCCGGCACGGCUCUCGGCCAACGAACGCCAGCGCCUGGUCGAGAUCCGGAACCAGUACAUCCAGCGUGUCGAUGUGCUGCUCUCGAGCCUGCCCUCGGACUAUACCGCCGUCUACAACGGCAAGACACUCCAGGCCAGCAAGCGCCUCUCCAAGAUGGCAACGGCCACAGCAGCUACAACAGCAACAGCAACAGCAACGGCAACCCCGACGACGGCGAGCCAAGUCGAAGGCGUCGAGCCUGCUGCUGAGCAACCGGCUGCGUCAACGUCAGCGCCUGCCGAUGGCCCUCGGCUCGGCCGUGCCCUCUCGCGCAAGAAGACGCAGACCAAGAAGGCAAUGCCGUCGAUCCCCGACUCGUACGAGUCGGCCUUUGCAAUGAUGCUGAUGGACGACCCCACGCAGGCGGACGACCCGGAGCCCAUGCCGACGCUGCCCAGCAUCGUCUCGGAGGCGCUCUCGACCCCGACGAGUGCCGAGGCUGCCCCCGUGGACCUGCACAAGGCCUUCUGGGUCUUCCGGCUGCUGCUCAAGACCAUGACCUACGGUGGAUACGUCACCCCGAGGCUCCAUGUGCCCCGGCAGAUGUGGUUCCAGUCGGGCAUUCGCCUCACUGCGAUGGAUGCCAAGAUGACGACCUGCGAGGUGCUCAUUCGCCAGAUCGACCAGCUUCGGGCCGUCGGCGGCACCAACAUGAACGAGCUGUUGCAUGAGCUGCAGGACAUGGAGAUUGUCACGGACGACCUCAAGGUCUCGCUGGCGAAGCGGCUGCGAUUCGUCGACGACAAGUCCGGUGGAGGCGACGACUCUGCGGGGUAUACCACCAUCGGUCGUGGUGGUGGUGGCGGCAGCGGUGGCACCCUGGGCCGAGCCAGCACUCUGACCCGCGAGACCCUGGGCCGGGCCACGACGGCGACCAAGGACAAGCUCACGGACUGGGGCUCCAAGCUCUCCAAGUCGGUCGAGAAGCUGACCAUCUCGCGCUCGCAAAAGGUCUCGGACAUAUCGACGUACGUCUACCUGCUCUCCAAGCUCAUCACCGAGUCGCAGUUCAUCGAGGAUCUGCUGACCCACUUUGAGUCCGCUCCGGCCUACAACCUCAACUCGCUGGCGCUCAUGCGGCUGCGCAACAUUGCCAAGUUCUAUGCCACCGUCGUGUGUCCCUUCAUCGUCCGAGACUUUGAGGUGCUGCUGGAGCGUUUCCUGAAGAAGAUGCGCAUGGUGGCCACCGUUUAGGUGCUUUCGUCGCUCU